AUGAUGAUACCUAGAUACCAUGGGAAAGAACAUGGCUAUCUUAUUAUGAACCAUAGUUAUGAAGUAGACUGGCUCAUGGGUUGGCACUUCUGUGACGGUAUCAAAGUUUUAGGAAACUGUAAAGCCUAUGCGAAAAAAUCAAUACAGUAUUUACCACCUAUUGGUUGGAUAUGGAAAUUUUCGCAGAGCAGGGAGCAGCCGGGACAUCGACGCAAGAAUCUUCAUUCAAGAACCAAAGGAAUAGUCAAUAUAUAUGAACCAGCAACAUCAUGGGGAGCACAGAGUAGCCGGGCAAAAUCAUGGAGACCAGAGAGCAGUGGGGAAAACUAUAAUGAAGACCCAGGCAACCGGGGCAAUAGAUUAAUCCCUAAAGUGUGCAUU
This is a messenger RNA of Brenthis ino (lesser marbled fritillary), 381 nucleotides long. The record is from the annotation of a GenBank genome assembly. NCBI's taxonomy places the organism in Eukaryota, Metazoa, Arthropoda, Insecta, Lepidoptera, Nymphalidae.